AUGUCAAACAACGCCGAAUCUGCCGCCUUUGUGUAUGAGCCCGUACCAUUGACGAAAAAUCUGCACGCAAAGGUGUAUGGCGCUAUACAUCCUUCACAGCCUCAAGUUUCCCAAGCCGGGAAGACUGUUCUCAUCACGGGCGGAUCUGCUGGUAUCGGAUACGCCAUCGCAAAGAACUUUGCUUUGGCUGGUGCAGAUAAAGUCAUCAUCGCUGGCAGAACAUGUCGAAAGCUUGAUGAGGUGAUGGCAAGACUCUCCCUUGAUCACAGCGAUAGUGUCACAAAGUUUGAGUCGGUAGUCUGUCAGAUGUCUGAUUCCAGCAGCAUUGAUCAGAUGUUUGACAACUUGGGUGCAAAUUGUAUUCAUGUAGACGUCUUGGUUCUCAAUGCUGCUCUAAAUGUGGAAGGUACGUUGUCGGAUCAAGGUUGGGAGAAGGCGUGGGAGCAAUUCGUGGUCAACACUCGCGCACUACACCAACUUUGCGAUCGACUGCACCAGCAAGAUGCGCAAGGGAAAAGAAAGGUAUAUGUCCCGUCCUCUCUCUUAGAAUAUCGCUAA
Fusarium redolens is the source of this 558-nucleotide messenger RNA. RefSeq lists its product as uncharacterized. The transcript has a single exon. The record is from RefSeq and is a predicted model, not a curated record. Gene Ontology annotation, cellular component: membrane. Lineage: Eukaryota; Fungi; Ascomycota; Sordariomycetes; Hypocreales; Nectriaceae. Bases 1 to 558 code for a protein of 185 amino acids.